This is a messenger RNA of Hymenoscyphus albidus, 1152 nucleotides long. The record is from the annotation of a GenBank genome assembly. NCBI's taxonomy places the organism in Eukaryota, Fungi, Ascomycota, Leotiomycetes, Helotiales, Helotiaceae.
AUGAUGCUGUCAAUAAUUGUAUCAAUCUUUAUCGCGAUCGCCGCUGCAGCGAACAACAAAGUAUUUCUCCCUGAGCCUACCGGGGAAUACUUCGUUGGCAAAACGCAACAUGUUUUCAAUCAUACCACUAUAGACGACCCUACAGCAUCCAUUGGAUCAAAUAAUACUGGUAAAUACAUCGUGCUUACUAUCUUAUAUCCAACUGGACAAGCGCCAACCGCCGAAACCUCGCUAGAGUAUAUGGACACGGAGCUUGCUCGAUUAAUAGAAGAGGGUUGGGAAAUCCCCGGAUCACAAUUGCAAAAUCUAUGGACUCAUGCUCAAUGGAAGCCCCCUUUCUUGGCUGGUUCAGUCGGGACGAAUGAAUUCCCAACGCUGUUGCUUUCUCCUGGGGCAGGCCAGCCUUGCUCAACCAGUACCAUAACAGCUUCGGAUUUAGUCUCUCAAGGAUACACAGUCUUGUGUAUUGAUCACCCAGGGGAAAUACCAUACUUGAAAGUUCCGGACGGGUUCGAAGUUGGGACAGAUGGCCAGUAUGGAAUACCAAUCAACGACGAGUGGGCCGAUGAAACUGUACUUUUUAAAGUCAACCGAAAUAGGAAAUCCGAUUUCGACGCUUUGCUUGAGUUGUUUCCACCCCUCGUACAAAGCUUGCAGGCUCCUUUCAACACGUCAACCUACAUGCAUUUUGGGUUUUCCAUGGGAGGGAGUGUCGGGACACAUGUAGUCUCUCAACAUGACUCUAUCAUCGCUGGGUUGAACGGCGACGGUGCAUUCAUUGACACUCUUUUUGGCGAGACUGUCGAUGUCAAGAAACCAUUCCUCAUUUUCCGAGAUGGCGAAACCAGAUUCGACGACACAGUUUAUGGACAGAGUUUUACCUCCUUCAUGGGAAACCAGACUUCUUGGUGGGCACAGUUGAGAGUUAAGGGCAGUCGUCAUUUGGAUUUCUGUGAUGUUGGCUUUUGGGCUGAGUUACUGGAUUGGAAUACCACUUUGGUUGGCACAGCCGAGAAAUUUCGAAUGCGAGAUUUUCAGACUUCUUUCACGACGGCUUUCUUCGAUAUGGUUCUGGGAAAGAAUGGGUCGUCUUUGUUAGAGGAGGCUUUACCCUCAAUUGAUUGGCCAGAGGUGACUUCAAUAAACCUAUGA